Molecule: messenger RNA, 8131 nt
Organism: Amborella trichopoda
Lineage: Eukaryota; Viridiplantae; Streptophyta; Magnoliopsida; Amborellales; Amborellaceae
Gene: POK1
Product: phragmoplast orienting kinesin 1
Biological process (GO): microtubule-based movement
Molecular function (GO): microtubule binding; microtubule motor activity; ATP binding
Source: RefSeq, a predicted model, not a curated record
UCUCUCUCUAAAAAUGUGCUGAGCUCCCAAAUCUCGCUCUCUCUCUCUCUCUCUCUCUCUGAAGUCUAAACCAAAUCCCUCGCCCUCUCUCUCCCUAAACUAAAUGCUGAAAUACUCAUCAUUGUUCCCAUAACAAGCUCAAAUGUGUUCAAAUUCAGAAAUGCCGGAUAAUUAUUCUUCCUCAUGUUUCAUUUUAUUCCCUUUCUAUAUUUGGUUGCGGAUUCACUGUAAAUCCCAUGAAUUAGUGUUUCAAAUUUCAAAUCAGUGAACACAGAUUCCAUGUAAACUACCAGGAAUUAGGAUCUCUGGUCAGUCCCGUAGUUAGCAGGCAUGUCAGCCUUAAAAAUAUUCAGAAAGAAUGGUUCCAAGAGUUCACAAACCCAAGAAGGAAAUGAGAACAGGCUUGAAAAUUUGUGUGCUUCUUCUACUGCAUUGCCCCCUGCAAGGCCCCCCUUGAACUUAAUACCUGAUCCUUCUCAAAACCCUAACCCUAGUUCCAAGUUUGUCUCAGAAAAAGUUACUGAUCAAAGGCCUAGAUUAGAGGUCACUCCACUGAGAAACCAUGAAAAGACCUGUGAAGAAUCGGAAUCUCAAGGCACUGUUCAUGGAAAUGGAAGCAUGCAUUGCACAACCCCUAGGUCUAUUUUGGGGAAGGGUUCGAUGGGUAGCCAUUCAGAGCCGAGUUCAGCUCAGAGUACCCCAACAAGGAAUAUUUCUAGGGUUUUCAAUCAUGGGAGUUAUGGAGCAUACACAUGUGCUCGUCUGCCUCAGUCCAGUGUAGGGAAGGGUGGAGGUCCCUCAAAGGCAAUGAGAGGCCUUCCUAUCCUUGCAUCUUCAAAUUUAGUUCAAGUUCCUCAUUUUGAUCUCACCGAAGAUCCGUCUUUCUGGACAAAUCACAAUGUACAGGUUUUGAUACGCAUUCGUCCAGUCAGUAAUAAGGAGAGGUCUUUGCAAGGAUACACAAGAUGCUUAAGACAGGAGAGUGCCCAGACUGUAACUUGGCUUGGGCAUCCUGAAGCCCGGUUUACCUUUGAUCAUGUGGCAUGCGAGACCAUCACACAGGAGAAGCUUUUCAAGGUGGCAGGUCUACCCAUGGUGGAGAAUUGCAUGUUUGGGUACAAUAGCUGCAUAUUUGCUUAUGGACAGACGGGUAGUGGAAAAACAUACACCAUGAUGGGGGAGAUAAAUGAUUUAGAAGAUGAGCUCAGCGAGGAUUGUGGGAUGACACCUCGCAUCUUUGAGUAUUUGUUUGCUCAGAUAAGAGCGGAGGAGGAGAGUAGAAGGGACGUGAAGUUAAAUUAUGUCUGCAAGUGUUCGUUUCUUGAGAUUUACAAUGAGCAGAUUACAGAUUUAUUAGAACCUUCAUCGACUAAUCUGCAAUUGCGAGAGGAUGCAAAGAAGGGCGUGUAUGUUGAGAACCUUUCUGAAUUUGAAGUGAGAACAGUGAAGGAUGUUCUUGAUCUUCUGGUUCAGGGUUCAGCAAACAGAAAAGUGGCAUCAACCAACAUGAAUUCUGAGAGCAGUCGCUCACAUAGUGUGUUUACCUGUGCCAUUGAGAGUCGGUGGGAAGCUGAUGCAAUGAAUCACCUUCGGUUUGGGAGGCUAAACCUUGUAGAUCUUGCUGGUUCAGAGAGGCAAAAAAAUUCUGGCGCAGAAGGAGAGCGGCUAAAGGAAGCGGCGAACAUCAACAAAUCCUUGUCAACUCUUGGGUUGGUAAUUAUGACCUUAGUGGAUGUUGCACAAGGAAGGCAACGCCAUGUUCCUUACAGGGACUCGAGGCUUACAUUUCUUCUUCAGGAUUCUCUAGGUGGCAAUUCCAAAACAGCAAUUAUUGCGAACAUCAGCCCAUCCAUAUGCUGUGUAAAUGAAACACUAAGCACUCUUAAAUUUGCGCAGCGUGCAAAACUUAUUCAGAAUAAUGCCAUAGUGAAUGAGGAUGCAUCAGGCGAUAUCACAGCAUUGCAACGUCAAAUACAACAGCUGAAGGAGGAGGUUACCUUCCUUAAACAUGAAAACAUUUCAAGGUCUCUUCCAUUUCGGUCAUCAAUCUCUGGACAUUUCAUUUGCAGUACAGGUUUUGCAGAAUAUGACUCUGGUCAGGCAAAUGAUGCUUCUGGCAUGAUACAUGGCCCAGUUAAUUAUGUGGAUAAUUUGACAGCAAACAACCUAGGAUUAUUGAGCAAAAAGAUGAAAUCCAUUGAAGCUACAUUAGCUGGCUCCUUGAGGAGAGAGAAGAUGGCAGAGAUUGCUAAUAACCAGCUAGAAGCUGAAAUAGAACUAAUGAAUCGUUUGAUUCGAGAAAGGGAAGAUGAAGUCUAUCGUUCUAAGACAAUGUUAAAAUUCCAGGAGGAGAAAACUAGAAGACUGGAGUCAUUUGUAGGUGGUACCAAGCCUGCAGAUGAUUAUCUUCUGGAAGAAAAUAAUGCUUUAUAUGAGGAAAUACAGUUGCUUCAAGGGAAAAUUGAUAGUAACCCUGAAUUGACCUGGUUUGAAUUGGAAAAUAAAAGACUUUUGGAGCAACUUAGACUGUUCCAAGAUUUUUAUGAGGAAGGGGAACGAGAAAUUAUGCAUGCUGAAGUUUCUGAACUGCGUGAUCAGCUUUGCGAAGUACUUGAGGGCAAACUUGUGCAGAAUAAUUGCCCCACAAGAACAACUUUGCAGUUGAAUCUUGCUGCUGCAACUGAGGAAAAUGUGUCUCUGACUAUGAAGGCCGAUGCUACCUUGCAAGAAUUAGAGGAUUGCAAGAAGAAUCUUGGUGCUUGCCUAGAAUCUAAUAUGAGAUUGACUAGGGAAGUUGAUGAUUUGCACAACCAAAUGAAGAAGUAUUUGAAGUGCAAAGAACCUAUGCUUCAAAAGGUCGAACAUUCAUUAUUUGAAUUUGGGGACAGGACAGCGGAGAAACUGCAGGAAAAUAGUGUGCAGCUAGUCUUGGAGGAGGAUAUUCUGGUCGAGAAUGAGUUCACCUUAUUGCAUCAUGAAGUUGAUUCUCUAGCUGCAAACGAUCCCCUGUACUCAAAUCACUUGACACUUUUGAGAAGGGAAAAUCAGAAACUUCAGGAGAGAUUAUGUGUAUUAGCCAAAGAAAAUGCAAGAUUGUCACAGGUGCUAAGGGAUAGAGAAGAAGACACACACAAAUUGAAUGAGGAAUGGGAGGAGGUCACUAUUGACCUUGCAAAAUAUCUUGUAGAUGGCUAUCAGGCACUUGGAGUUGUUUCUGACCAGGUUGAAAGUAUUUCCAAUACAUAUCCUUGGGGGCAUGCUCGGAUUGUGGAGCAAGUUGAGUUUUCUUGCGGUACCCUUGCAGAAAAUAAUACAUCAGUUGAGUGUUUGCAGAAGGAGUUAGAAAAUGCACAAAGGGAGGGACUCAAUAUGAAAGAUAAAUUGGCAUCCUUGAAGGAAGCAGCUCUGGCUAUUAUUGAUGCUCAAAAGUUAGAGAAUGAUGAAAAAAACCAAGAAAUCAUACGAUUAAGGUCUUUGUUAUACGAGAAGGAUUCUCUUGUAUAUGAGCUUGAGAAAAUGAUUAAACUUGGUAAUGCUCGGCUUAUUGAUGCAGAGCUAUGUGCUAGUGCUGCAUCUGGAGCAUUGAAGAGACUGUCUGAAAUGAGUCUUAUUCAGCAUGAAGUCAAUGAACCUGUGGUAGAGGGUUCUCCCAGUACAGCAACCCAUUGCCAUCACAGCGAGGUUAAUGAAGCAAACCUUCAAAUUCAUUCGCACAAAUUGACUAAAGUUGGAAGCCAGCACCGUACAUUGAAUGUCAUCAGCACUGAGCUUGCCAAAGCAGAUAAGAAAUUGGCUGAGCUCAAACUUCAUAUAAAUGAGUUUUCAAUCUGCCUGAAGAAAUAUGUUAUUGUGGGAUGGAAAGCAAAGGCAUCAGAAAAGUCAAAUCUCAACCCACGUUACUCUUUCUUUGACCAUGUGAGUUGCGACAAUCCAUCAGAUAAUCUUCUUGAGGUUUCUUCUAAUGUAAGAGAGAGAAAGUCUGAUAUGUUUGGAGAUGAAUACCAUGAAAGUGUCGAGACGUUGACAAUAGAAGACCAGGAAUCACACAAAGAUAAUGAUUCUAAUUGUAAUGCCAGGUUUCUGGAAAAGGCAGAUUUCCAUGAGGUGGUGGAUAAUGUAAUGUCCAAUGAUGCUGGGAUAUUUCAUCUCAAGAAGGAAAUAGAUUCCUCUAUAAUGAGCUUAAGGAAUAUACAUGUGCUGCUGAAUGGUAUGUCAGAUAAUGAAGAACCUAGGGAGCCUUAUGAACAAAAAGAAUAUUACAAUGACGUGGUCAAUUCUAAUACUGAAAAUCGUCAAGCAGAGAUGGAUCACAAGGAUGAACAACAUAAGCUUGCAAUGCUGGAAAUGGAACAUAAGCUGCAAACUUUUGAGGACUGGAUUGAGAAAGCUGAAGCAGAAUGGCGCAAGACCAGAGAGCUUCUUCAUCUUGAGCAUAUAGAUGCUGAGCUGGUUGCUGCUGAGAAAAGUGAUCUGGUGAAAAGUUUGCUUAUGAAGUUCGAGGAGGCUCAUGAGACUAUGAAGGAGGCAGAUUGGUUGUUAAAUGCACUGAUGAAAGAAAAUGAAAGCGCAAAGCAUGAGGCAUAUCAGUUGAAGAAAGUUGGGGAAGGAUUGAUGGCAGAGAGGACAUCCUUGAUUGCGGACAUUCAAAGCCUGAAAUCUUCUAUCUGUCUGAAAGAGGAUCAAUAUAAGAUCUUACAAGAUCAGGUAAAUUCAAACAUUUUGGAAAUCAAGGGCUCCAUUUCUUCACUAGAGCUAUCUCUUACUCAAGUGCAGGGUGAUAUAAAGGAUACUUUUAUGAAGGUAUGGUAUGAGAUUUGUUCCUUUGGAAAAGAUAUAUUGGACUAUUUUGGCACAGUGGAUUCAUGGCAAGUAGAUAUCUUGUCAGAGAUAAUAGAGAGAAGUUUUUAUUUAUAUGUGGUGCACCAAUGUUACAUAGAGUCCUUUCAUGAAAAACUCAACAGCUCAAAUGUAAAUGCUCAUUUUUAUCAACAUGUAAGGAGGGAAUCUGAUAUCACAGCGGCCAAUUUGAGUGUUGCACAUUUGAAAAUAAAGGGAGCUAUUGGAAAGAAUGAUGGAACAAGUGGCAUUGAGAAAGAAGCUGAGUUUGAACUUUCAAAGUGUAAAGCCUCUCGAUCCGCAGAUAUUGAGAAAAAGCUAGAUAUGGUGAAUACUGUUGGCGUGUCCAAUGGAAAUUUUGUUGAUUUUGAUGCUGCAUUUUGCCCAAAGCAAGAACUUUCACUACACCUGAGACUGGAGAAGAUUGAAAAGCUAGAAGAAGAAAAGUUAGCAUUAACCCAAGACAUUCGAAAAUUAAAGCAAGGUAUUUACAGACAACUCGCAGAUAUUGAUAGAAUCCGUGACGACUUAGCUAAACAUAAAACAUUUUCAGAUAGUGUGGUUUGUCUUAAUGGGCAUGACAACCUAAAUAUGAAUACUGUGAUGACAAGACUAUCAGGAUUGGGCACAGAGGAGUCGAUACUUUCUGAUGAUCAAUGCCUUGACUGCACCAGGAUCCUCAAUGGGAUUGAGCCCUGUCAUCUUCAGUUUCAAAACUAUGGAAUGGAUUCUAGGAGGUCAGUGAAUAGAGGAAUAGAAAAGGAUAUUGCUGGUACUAUUAUGGAUGUGAAUUCUUGGUGUAUCAAAAUCCAAAAUAUUAAGAGACAGUGUAGUGGAUUUCUUGCACCUGCGAAGGAAAAUGAAGAAGGAAUGUACGAGUCAUAUCCACAGAUGGCACAUAAAGGUUCAAAUAAAGGUGAUAUACAAAAUAAUAUUGCAAUGUUUGGGCUGGAAGAAGAAGUUGGUCCUCAAGAUUUGGUGGAAAUGAACACUGAAUCUGUCUGUGAUUCUAUUCAAGCGAUGGAGAUUCUAAGGGAAAAAUUCACCUAUUUAAAGGAUAAUGUACCUUCAAUUAAGCCUGUGGAAAAUGAAAGUACCGAUGCAUCUCUUGAAAUGCUGCUUCAAAGGAUCAGUAUCAUUGAGGAGAAACUGUUCAAGUACAUAUCUGUGUGCUCCAAGCUUCAACGGAUUAAGAUUAGUGCUAUUUCAGAUAAUUUGUCCCUUAAAAGGGAAUUGGAUCGCAAGGAUGAGCUUUUAAAAGGGCUGUUGUUUGAUAUCAGCUUGUUGCAGGAGUCAGCAUCUGAAGCAAAGGACCAAAAGGAUGAACUAGAGGGGGCAAGGGAUGCCCUAAAUUGUGCUCAAAAUGAGCUGGCAGCAAAUACAGCUGAGCUUGAUGGUAUAAUGGUGCAGUAUAGAAAGGUUGAAGUGCAGCUAGCCAAUAAAGAAACUGUAGUUUGUUCUCUGAAAUUAGAACUUGAUCAAGCCAACAAAACAUUAGAGCUAAUCGCGGAUGAGAAUAUACAGUUGAAAGAUAUUUUUGAAGAACUCUAUGCAGAGAAAUCUGCUGCAGAGGUUGAACUGGAGGAGAAAUCAAAGGUUAUUGAAGGAUUGGAGAAGGAAAUCAGCAACUUAGAUUCUUCAGCUGGUCAGGGGGCUUUUCAGUCAUUUCUGGGCAUCAAGAAUGAAUUAAAACAUUUCAGUAACGAGAGGGAUCACCUUCGUGCACAGGUGGUUCGACUGAAUGGUCAGCUGGAUAUGGCAAAGGCUUUAGCUGAUGAAAAUGAAGCUAUAGCCAUCGAAGCCCGCGAGCUAUCAGAAGCAAGUAAAGCUUAUGCUGAAGAGAAAGAGGAGGAGGCUAAGAUACUAGAACAUUCGGUGGAGGAGCUUGAGAGUACUGUCAAUGUAUUGGAGAAAAAGGUGUAUGAGAUGGCCGAGGAGGUUGAAAGGCAACGGUUAAGUAGAGAACACUUAGAAUUUGAACUUCAGUCUCUGAGACACAAGUUUUCAGUAGAACAGGAAGCUACUGGAAGCUUAUAUUUGGAAAAUCCUGUAAUCGUGGAGCGAAAAGAUGCUCAGUUUUCAAGGCAUACAGAAGAGGGAGAAUUAGAACUUCAUGAGGCAAGGAGAUGUAUACAAGCUCUUGAAAAGGAAAAAUUAGAUCGAGAAAAUGAGAUCAGGCAAUGUAAAGAUUAUAUCUCUGAGCUGGUUCUGCAUGCUGAGGCCCAAGCAUUACAAUACCAACAAAAGUACAAAAAUUUGGAAGCCAUGGCUCGUGAAGUGCAAACGGAUUCAGUUCCCUUAAUUGGUGCCAUGACAGGCAGUAGAAUGGAGAAAGCCUCAGCAAGGACCAGAGGUUCAGGUUCACCAUUCAAGUGCAUUUCCGCCUUGGUGCACCAAAUGAACUCAGAAAAGGAUCAGGAACUGUCAUUGGCCAGACAUCGCAUAGAAGAACUUGAAGGAUUGGCUGCACUUCGGCAGAAGGAGAUAUGUAUGCUGAGUGCAAGACUGGCUGCAGCAGAAAGCAUGACACAUGAUGUAAUUCGGGAUUUACUUGGAGUCAAGUUGGAUAUGACUAAUUAUGCAAACGUACUAGACCAGCAACUGGUGCAAAAGCUAGCUGAGAAAGCUCAAGAACAUUAUGAAGGGUUCCAAGCAGAGGAAAAUUUUAAGCUACGAGAGCAGAUCAAUGAUUUGAUCAAGAAAAAAGACAGCUGGGCUGAAGAAACUAAUCAAAUACAAGCAGAGCUUCUUGCUGCAAAAGUGACAGCUGAGCAGCUCCGUCAACGGGGACUAAUGUUAACAGCGCAGAAUGAGAUGUUGAAGAUGGACAAAGAGAAACUCAAGAGGAGGCUCAGCGAAUUGGAGGCAUCAUCAAAGCGGAUACCUGGGUCACGAAAGCCCUCUCAGCAAACUCAGUAAAUACUAUAAGAUGAGAUCAAGCAACUCUAGCAAGGUGGAGUACAUGGAGAAUUCACCAUCUUGAGUAAAUUUGAAGCUUGGUUCUUAUUGUCUGGUGGAUAGACGGUAAUAUAUACGUCAAUGGUGAUAAACAGCACUAUCUGAUAAAUUGUUUGGAGGCGACAAUUGAUUGAAGCUGAUGAAAGUGAGAGGAAAGAAUAUGUUAAGGUGAACCAUGGCAAUAACCUUCACCUUAGAGAAUGGAAGGGAAUCAAAUUGCAGAAGAUUGGUGUAAAGUGCAUGCCCUUUUAUGUUUAUAUUAUAAAAAAGAAUGUAAUUUAUCUUGUAAAUCUGUUGGUUCCUUUUGUGAGAAUUUUAAUUUUGUCAAGAUUGUUCU